UCUGGGAAGUACCGGCAUGAGUGAGAAAACGUGGUUUGAGCGAGGCGAAAAUAAUUUGUCUGUAAAUGCGGCAGAAAUGGAAACUAAAGCGGAGUCACACAAACGUUACAUCUGCUCGUUUUCCGGGUGCUCGGCUGCUUAUAACAAACAGUGGAAACUGGACGCUCACCUGUGUAAACACACGGGAGUGAAGCCGUAUUCUUGUGGGCGCGAUGGCUGCUCUAAGGCUUUCUGCAGUAAGUCCCACCUGGUGAGGCACGAGCUCAGCCAUAGCGGAGAGAAGCCUUUCAAAUGCACCGUAGAUGGCUGCAAGGAGGCCUUCACCACCAACGCAAACCGGACCAGACACAUCGGCCGCAUUCACAGCCAGGAGCAGCGGAAGUAUGUUUGCAGAUUUGAGGGCUGUUGGCUUGAGUUCAAGAAGAACAAACAGCUGAAGUCCCACAUGUGCGAGCAGCACACUCAGCUGCCCCCUUAUCAGUGUACUUAUGAGGGCUGCCAGAUGGGAUUUAGCUUCCCCAGUAAACUGAAGCGUCACGAGAAGGUGCACAGAGGGUACCCCUGCAAAGAGGAGAGCUGCACUUUCACGGGGAAGACCUGGACUGAGUACCUGAAGCACAGAAAGGAGCAGCACAGAGUCACCGUGAAGUGUGACCAGUGCAGCAAAGUGUUCAGGGACUCUUGGUUUCUGCGGCAGCAUCAGCACAUCCACUCUGAAAUGAGAGUGGUCCUCAAGUGCCCCAGGGACAGCUGUGACAGGUCCUUCACCACUGCUUUCAAUCUGCAGAGCCACAUCGGCUCCUUCCACGAGGAGCGACGACCCUUCAUCUGCAGCCACGCUGGCUGUGGAAAGACGUUUGCCAUGAACCAGAGCCUCCAGCGGCACAGUGUCGUCCACGACCCACAGAGGAAGAAGCUGAAGAGGCCCAGACCCAAAAGAUCUCUUGCCUCCAGGUUAAGCGGUUACUGUGAAACAAAGAAAGUGGUUUACAAAAAGCACCUGGAGCAUGCAGCACACAGCGGGUCUGCACAAGAGAGAGAAGGCCAACCUGGCCCAGUUGAGCUGGUGUCCCUCCUGCAGGACACAUCUUUGCUGUGCAGCUCUGCUGUGGACAAGCAUGGACUUACAAACACCCUGGCUACACCUUUAGCAGUGUAGAAUCAAAUGAAGGGGAGCACACCAGCUUUGUGUGGACAGCAGGCACUUUAGAAGAGCAUAUGUUACUUGGGACAUGGUUGUUGGGAGUCUUGGUGUUGAACAGUGUGGUUCAAAACUAUGUAGUUUUUCUGAAAGUGAAUUGAGAAUGAAGAAUCAGCACAGGAGUGGAACCUGCUCCUGGUGUUUGUCCUCUGGGUGACAUCAGCUGCAGGAUUUCUCUUUAUUUAUAGAAUUUUUUUGUU
Messenger RNA from Archocentrus centrarchus (flier cichlid), 1401 nucleotides. RefSeq names its product transcription factor IIIA-like. The record is from RefSeq and is a predicted model, not a curated record. The transcript has a single exon. Gene Ontology annotation, cellular component: nucleus. The coding region runs from base 17 to 1159 and encodes 380 amino acids. NCBI's taxonomy places the organism in Eukaryota, Metazoa, Chordata, Actinopteri, Cichliformes, Cichlidae.